This is a messenger RNA of Symbiodinium necroappetens, 225 nucleotides long. The record is from the annotation of a GenBank genome assembly. NCBI's taxonomy places the organism in Eukaryota, Dinophyceae, Suessiales, Symbiodiniaceae.
GCUCCAUCGCCGGAAGAGCCUUUGGACUCAGGUGACAUCUGCGACCGCUUCGAGCAGUGGGAGGAGUGGGACGCGUCGACGCCGCUUUGGAAGCAUGCGGCGGCCGGAAGCUGUGCUGGUGUGAUGGAGCACAUCGGCAUGUACCCGCUCGACACCGUCAAGACGCAUAUGCAGGCGCUGCGGCCGGGUGGCGCACGCACCCUCUCCAGUGUCAUUCAGACCAUC